AUGGUUAGCCCCAAUGGAUCUACGCAGUCGCACAUCUCCCAGGCUAGAAAAGCCGAGGGCGCUGUCGACACGGCCACCUCGCGGAAUGCGGCGUUGGAGGCGGCGAUCGAUGCCGCCGAGCAUUACAUGAAAGCGUUGCGUCUAGCGCCUGCCGCUGAAAAGACGACCCUCGAUGCAAAAUGCAAAGACCUGCUCACCAGGGCGGAGAAAAUUAAGGGCGCUGCUGACUGGCAGUCGGCGGCGUGGGGGGAGUCUCGCAAGGGAUUGCGACCUCCUACUUCCAAGCGCAAGCUCACGACUCGCGAAGAGAUCAUUAUCCUCGAGGGAGCGAAGCUGAAUGGAUUUAAAUUUCCGCCAUGGCAGCAUACACCAGCUCCGGAGGAAUUGCUAUUGCCGGACAGUCAGGUUUUCACAGAUUCACCGGACCUUCAUAUUUCAGAAUGUCAACGGGCUAUCUUCGCGGGCUGGAAACGUCCGCGCGAGCUGCUGCUCUCAAGAGAGGCUGAUGCUGAUAACCCCGUCAUGUCCGUGUCAACUGCCACGGACCUGGUGCAGGAUGUAUUGACCGAUUGCUCGGUGGUUGCAAGUCUCUGCGCCGCCACCUCGCGCUCAGAGCGCGGUCUGGGAAAACAUGCGAUGCCAGCAAUGUUCCCCUGUGAAGGAGAGCAAGAAGAACCCCAAACAUCAUCUUCCGGGAAAUACAUCUUCCGUUUCUAUUUCAACGGAUCGUUUCGAAAAGUGGUCAUUGACGACCGACUACCGUCUUCGAAAACCACACGGUCACUCCAUGUGAUCGAUCGAAAGCACUACAACUUUCUAUGGCCGGCACUAGUCGAGAAAGCAUAUCUCAAAGUCCGUGGGGGCUACGACUUUCCGGGAAGCAACUCAGGAACCGAUCUCUGGGUUCUGACCGGGUGGAUCCCGGAGCAGGUCUUCCUCCAUCACGAGGAUACUACCUCCGAUGAGAUCUGGGGCCGCUUGUACAAACCUUUCCACGUCGGUGACGUGGUCCUGACCAUUGGAACGGGCAAGCUGACCGAACAGGAGCAAAACGGGCUGGGAUUGGUGAGUGAGCACGACUAUGCCAUACUAGACAUGAAGGAAGUCCACGGACGUCGCCGGCUCCUUCUCAAGAACCCAUGGGCCGGCGAAGAAACUGAGCAGACCCAAUCUGUAUUCAGACAAGAUGAACUUUCGCCUCUGUCACCAGGGAUCUUUUGGAUGGAUUGCGAGCAGGUUCUGCAGAAUUUUGAAAAUCUUUACCUGAAUUGGAACCCUGGCCUGUUCAAAUACCGCGAGGACAUCCACUUCACCUGGGAUCUGUCCCAGGGGCGAGGAAUUGCUGGCUGCUUCAUUAAGAACCCUCAAUUCUCGAUUCACAGCGAGUCGGGAGGUACAGUCUGGCUUCUGCUCGGGAAACACUUCAAGACCGUGGACCACCGCAUCAGAGACCAAGAAUUCAUCAGCAUCUACAUAUUUACGGCGGACGGGAGAAGGGUUUCCUUGAGCGAUGGGGGACUUCAUCGGGGGCCCUACGUGGAUUCGCCCAACACACUCAUGAGGCUGGAGAUGCCUUCGAAGACGACCUAUACAGUUGUGGUUUCCGAGCAGUCGCUCCCUUCGUUGAGCCAAAAUUUCACACUCUCCGCACUCUCUCCAUCUCCGGUGACGCUGGCCUUUUCCAGGGACAAAUAUCUCUGCUUGAACAAGGCAUAUGGAUACUGGACUCCACAGACUGCCGGCGGUAACGCCGAGUCUGCGCGGUAUCAUUCUAACCCGCAAUUCAGCGUUCAGAUUUCCGAGCGGACCGAUCUUUCGGUCUUACUCGAGUCCCACGAGGCCGAGCUGGCCACGCACGUUAAGCUCUUUUGGUCCAACGGCACGCGCAUUGCCAGGGUACGCAGUCGAGACAUCAUUGCCGACAGCGGCGACUAUCGCCGAGGCUGCGCACUGGCCGAGACCAAGGCCUUGGAUCCGGGCAGCUACACCCUCGUCUGCUCUACGUACGCACCCGACCAACUCGGCCGCUUCACGCUCUGGAUUUCCUCGACGAUCCCGUGCGUGGUGCAACCACUGGCAUCCGAGUCUGCCGGCCGCCGCAUUGUGGUAUCGCAAGUAGGAUUCUUGUCGGCCGGCCGGGACCGCAUGCUGGCGCCAUUGCGGGUGUCACGCCUCACGCGGCUCAAGCUUGUGGCCAGGAACAAACGAUCCAUGAUCGGCGCGCGGGCGGUUGCCCCGUCUCCGGUGCUGAUGACGGUGGAACUGGGCCAGGGGCCAUACAAGGAGAUCUUAGCGACAUCGGAGGAUGGAAGCCAUAGCGAUGCUGCCUCGGGGGUUCGGAUCGAGGACUUUGAUCUUCAACCUCAUUUUCAGGUGUGGAUUGUGAUUGAGCGGAGUCCUGGCGGACAGGUGGAGGAUCAAUUCGAAGUUGAGGCAUUGGCCGAAGAGAAAGUUGAGAUCGGGGAGUGGGUGGUGGAGGAACAAUAG
Messenger RNA from Penicillium riverlandense, 2487 nucleotides. RefSeq names its product calpain-like protease PalBory. Bases 1 to 2487 code for a protein of 828 amino acids. Gene Ontology annotation, biological process: proteolysis. Gene Ontology annotation, molecular function: calcium-dependent cysteine-type endopeptidase activity. The transcript has 4 exons. Lineage: Eukaryota; Fungi; Ascomycota; Eurotiomycetes; Eurotiales; Aspergillaceae. The record is from RefSeq and is a predicted model, not a curated record.